AUGAUGCGACAGUGCCAGCCGGAGGAAAUCACCCCCCCCGGGGCCGGAUGUGGCCCGCGGGCCGCCAGUUGGACCACCAAGACCAAAAAGAGGCCACUCAACAGCAAGCUGCAUUUAUACAGCGCCCUUCGCAAAGGACAGUCUCUCGCAGAGCUUAACCGUGACGGGUGCAAUGGGAUCCUUGAUGUCCACCUGGGCCUCAGUUUACUGUCUGAGGUGAAGGACAGCACCUCGACAAUGAAUUGCUCCAAUAGAACUGCACUCUCCAGCCUGGACCUGGAGUUCAAAGUCCCAGAUGUGGGGAUGACCAAAAGGUGUGGCCUUCUGACUCACAGAAAAGGUUGCAAAAUCAAAGCACUGAGGGCCAAAACCAACACAUACAUCAAGACGCCUGUGCGCGGUGAGGAGCCUGUGUUUGUGGUUACAGGGAGGAAGGAGGACGUGGCUAUGGCCAAGAGGGAGAUCAUCUCAGCAGCCGAACACUUCUCCAUGAUCCGAGCAUCUCGCAACAAGAGCGGGGCAUUGCCUGGGGCCACGACUGGCUUAGCCGGCCUUGCCCUGCCCGGGGCGCCCAGCCUGCCAGGCCAGACCACCAUCCAGGUGCGUGUUCCCUACCGUGUAGUGGGGCUGGUGGUGGGUCCCAAAGGAGCCACCAUCAAACGCAUCCAGCAGCAGACGCACACCUACAUCGUCACCCCCAGCCGCGACAAGGAGCCCGUAUUCGAGGUGACUGGCAUGCCCGAAAACGUGGACCGGGCCCGGGAGGAGAUCGAGGCUCACAUCGCCGUGCGCACCGGCAACUACAUCGAGGUCAACGAGGAGAACGACUUCCACUCCAAUGGCACGGACGUGAGCUUCGACAGCGUGGGGCUGGAGGCCGCCUGGGCCGAGAUGAAUGCUAACGGCCCGGCCCGUAACCGCCUCCUCUCGAGCUACAGGAACGACAGCUCCAGCUCUUUGGGCAGCGGCUCCACCGACUCGUACCUCGCCAACCGCAUGGCGGACUUCAGCCCCACCAGCCCAUUCAGCGCCACCGGAUUCUGGUUUGGGGAGUCGGUGCCCACCGUCAGCUCGGAGGAUCUGCCCUUCGACCCUAGCCCUCUCUCCACCGCGCCCCCGCAGCCUGUCAUUUGGUGCCCCUUCGAGCAGGCCGGCUUCUCCAGCGAGCCUGCAGUGUCCGGGGGGUCUGUGGCCCGGGACAGCCAGCCCACCACCCCGCGCCUCUCGCCCACCUUCCUGGAGAGCGUAGAGCAGCUGCCACUGGCCCACAGGCCAUGCAGUGACCCGCUCCGCCUCUCCGGCUACAUCUCCGGCUUCUCCAACGGCAACAGCUACUCCUCCUCGUCCGACAGCAGCCACAGCGCCUCAGGCUCUCCCACAGACUCGUCAGGCUCCGGGCACGGCCCGCGGGGCAAGCGGGACUGUAUGGUCUGCUUCGAGAGCGAGGUGAUCGCGGCCCUGGUGCCCUGCGGCCACAACCGCUUCUGUAUGGAGUGUGCCAACCGCAUCUGUGACGAGGAGCAGCCAAAGUGUCCCAUGUGCAAUACCCUGGUCACUCAAGCCAUUCGCAUCUACUGCUAGUCGGCAGGACCUACGCAAGUUACAGGAUGAUUUGGAGAGGUGUGGGGGGGGAGGAGGAGGGAGAGUGCGCGUAGAGACCUGUCUGUAAACCUCCUAAAUGUGACUGUUAUAUAUAGGAUUAGGCUGCAGGGUUUGUUUCUGUUGGAAAACUUUGGGAAUUAUUGAGUCUCUUUGUUACGGGCGGGCGGGACGGCAACUCUUUUUGUUUCCAUCGGUCUCCGAGUAAACCACACUCAGCAUCAGCAGAGAGGGAUCCACAUUGCGGGAGCCUCGUGAGUAACUAUCAGAGGCUUAUUUGAUGGAAUUCGUACAAAUUUUUGCAUUGUGCCCUCUCUCUCUUCCACCUUCUUAAAUCCCCCCCUCCUCUCCCCUUUCCCCUCCCAGAACUUAAAUCCCACUCCCCCAGCUCUCUCUAUUCCAGAGGGGCCCAGAUCUGGAGAAAGGCCCCAUCCGAAAUAUUGCUGUGCUGAAAACAAAAUAAUAAUAACAAAUAAAAUCAGUGAGAGGCUGCCAGCGUUUCCUCCACAUACCCCUGCGCUGUGUGUUGGGAGAAUAGCAAAUUCACUUUGUAUCAGGAGCAAAAUUUAAAGCUGGCGAGUGUUUUAGUCCUCUUCCUCCACCUUGCACCGCCCCCCACCCCCGCCCCGCCCCCAGUUGACAUCUUCCCCACAAUUAAACGGUUCAGAAAGUUAGAUGCUGAAAAAACUAUAGCAGAACAUGUGGUGAAUGUCUCUCACUCGGGGAAGUUUAUUGCAGGAGUCGGGUCAGUGACGAGACGCCCACAGCCUGGGUUUGCUCCGUGCUGUUUGCCAAGACGGUUUGAAGUUGAGGUUUGUGGUUUCUGCCCCUUUGUGAAUGUUAAGAAACAGAGGAGGAAGGACAUUGCAUUCCCCCUACGCUCUGUAAUGAGGUGUGAGCACAGCCAUUUUAAUUUGUACUUUGGUCUCUCCCUCCCUACCCCUCUCCACCCUCCUCCACCACUGAUCUCUGAAGGGAUGUGGAAGAGCAGAUGAACCCACGUCUCUUUCC
Callorhinchus milii (elephant shark) is the source of this 2610-nucleotide messenger RNA. Its product is annotated as RNA-binding E3 ubiquitin-protein ligase MEX3C. Bases 1 to 1581 code for a protein of 526 amino acids. Lineage: Eukaryota; Metazoa; Chordata; Chondrichthyes; Chimaeriformes; Callorhinchidae. The record is from RefSeq and is a predicted model, not a curated record. Gene Ontology annotation, molecular function: RNA binding. The transcript is spliced from 5 exons.